Molecule: messenger RNA, 2951 nt
Organism: Punctularia strigosozonata HHB-11173 SS5
Lineage: Eukaryota; Fungi; Basidiomycota; Agaricomycetes; Corticiales; Punctulariaceae
Product: sec24-like protein
Exons: 15
Coding region: 228-2951 (907 amino acids)
Biological process (GO): intracellular protein transport; COPII-coated vesicle cargo loading; endoplasmic reticulum to Golgi vesicle-mediated transport
Cellular component (GO): COPII vesicle coat; endoplasmic reticulum exit site
Molecular function (GO): SNARE binding; zinc ion binding
Source: RefSeq, a predicted model, not a curated record
CGGCUUGCUCUAGAAUCUACUCUCGUGAUUAGCACCGUAGACGACCCCAGCACAAGACCGGUGGACAUAUCAGACAAAAGUUUGAUGCUACAGUGAACUGCGGCCACGCGUGCUCUAGAGUCUACAGGUACUUCCUCGUCCCCGGGUCGUCCUCAUAUCGGAGCGUGAACGACGUUCCAUUCACGCCGAUUACCCUACGAGAAUAAUACACCCGGAUAUCUGCGCCAAUGUAUGCGCACGGUGCUCGUUUUCCGAUCAAGCAGCCCCCGCACAGCGCUGGACAAUCGCUGACCGGGCUACGCACAGCGAUUGACCCUGCCCACGUUCCUUCACCGGUAGAGGUGAUUGAAGCCGACAGAGCGGACGCGGAAGGCAAGGUGUACGAGACCUUACCGGGAACGUACGUGCCACUUUCGACGACAGACUACGUUGCGCUUGACCAAGGCAAUUCAUCCCCCAAGUUCAUACGCGUAUCAACAUGGAAUGUACCCAGCACCUCCCGCCUCCAGUCCGACUGCGCAAUCCCGCUCGUGAGCGCCGUACAACCGCUCGUCGAUCAGGAUCCUGGAGAAGAGCCAGUUCCGGUCGUUCAGACUGGCGAUGAAGGGCCGGCGCGAUGCGGAAGAUGCAGGGCGUAUGUGAACGCGUGGUGCAAGUUUGUGUCUGGCGGGUCGAAAUGGAAAUGUAAUCUGUGUGGCCACGAAACGGAGGUCUCUCCAUCGUACUUCUGUAACCUCGACCACAACCUCCUCCGCCUCGACCACCUCCAACGUCCAGAGCUCAAUAAGGGCACCGUCGACUUCGAUGUUACAUCGUCUCAGGCUUACUGGGCAACGGACCCCCCUCGGAAGAUUAACCCAGGUUACUUCUCCGUGGACGCGCCUGCCGAAGACCUCGAUCUUGUCGUCGGGCCUUCCGGAGGCAAAACGAGCGCAGCUCGGGAACCCAAGCCAAUGCGGUUCAUGUUCUUGCUCGACGCGUCUGUCGCGAGCGUGAAAAGCGGGUUCUUGUCGGCGGGUUGCGAGAUGAUCAAGGAAAUGCUCUAUGGCGCCCCCGCGCAAGCUCCCGAGCAGGCCGACGGGGCACCAUCAGUCGACGCCAAGAAAGACGCCGAACCGUGCUUUCCUAGUCGCGCGGAGAUAGCGAUCCUCACGUUUGACUCGGCGCUGCACUUCUACAACCUAUCAUCGACUUUGGACCAAGCAAGCAUGCUCGUUGUCCCGGACAUUGAAGAGGUAUUCGUCCCAUUGCGAGACGGGCUGUUCGUCGACCCUCAUGAGUCAAGGACGGCGAUCGAAAGCCUGUUGACAGCGAUACCCGCGCGGUUCGCAGACUUCCCUUCAAGCGAUUCCGCCCUUGGCGCCGCACUGCGAGCAAGCCAAGCAUCCCUCGCUGGACGCGGUGGCCAUGUUGUGAUCUUCCAAGCUACUUUGCCCACCGUUGGCCCAGGCACGCCUCGCCCCUCGCCCUCCUCGUCCUCCGCGAUCCCGGUGCGAACUACAGCCAUCGAAUCCGAGCUGUACGACACGGACAAGGAGAAGACGCUGUUCACCCCUAGGGACCCGUUUUGGGGCGCCGUCGGCGAGGAGUGUGCGGAGGAAGGCAUCGGGGUGAGCGCGUUCUUGGGUAUGAGCGAGUAUGGCGACGUCGCAUCGAUAGGUGCGGUCUCCUCUCUGUCGGGUGGCGAGCUCUUCUUCCACCCGCGAUUCGAUCCCAUUCGGGAUGGUCCUGCCAUGAAAUCACAGCUCCGUCGUCUGCUCACCCGGACGAUCGGGUACAACUGCAUGUUCCGUGCAAGAUGCUCAACGGGGCUCAGCGUGUCCGGAUAUUUGGGGAACUUCGACCGCGCAUCUGAAACCGAUAUCGCAUUUGGCACCAUAGACGCCGACAAGUCAUUCUGCAUCACUUUCGAGCAUUCAUCGUCACGAGUCAAGCUAGACCCUCGGGAACACGCAUACUUGCAGUGCGCGCUCCUGUACACGACCGUUCAGGGGGAGAGGAGAGUACGGACCAUUAAUGUAGCGCUGCAGGUCGCCGACCUCGCGGGCACGGUGUUCAGAUACGCCGACAUGGAAACGGUGGUGUGCUAUCUGGCGAAGGAUUGCAUAUCGCAGAUGACGUCGACCCGAAUGUCCAUCAUCCGGGAUGACCUCACCGAACGGUGUGCAACGUUGCUCCUUGGGUACCGGAGGAACUGCGCUGCGUCCACUGCCCCAACCCAGCUGAUCCUUCCGGAGGCAUUCAAGUCGCUUCCCGCUUAUGCCCUCGGCAUCAUCAAGAGCAAACCUCUCAAAGGCCGGAACGUAUCUUCCGACGUCCGUAAUUACCAUGCGCACAAGAUCAAAGGCAUGAGCGUCCGUACCACCAUGCAGCAUCUAUACCCUCGGAUGCUCGCUUUACACGACUUGGACGACACUAUCGCUUUACCGGACUCAGAUAACGGUCGGAUUGCCUUCCCGUCGCUGAUGCGUGCGACAUACAUGCACAUGGAAGCCAGCGGCAUUUAUCUCAUUGACAACGAGGAGAUCACGAUGAUAUGGAUCGGAGGUAGUGCAUCCCCCCAGCUACUCAACGACUUGUUCGGGACGUCCGAGUUGUAUGCCCUUGACCCACAUAUGACGAGCCUUCCUGAGCUACCAACUCGAAUAUCUAUGCAAGUACGCAACAUCCUUGCAGAGUGGAGAAUGCGGCGUGGCGGUCGAGAACCGAAGUUCUUCCUUGCCCGUCAAAAUAUCGAUGGCACCGAAGUGGAAUUCAGUGACAUGUUAGUUGAGGACCAGAACAACGCAGCGAUGUCAUACAUAGAUUGUCAGUUCAGUCUCUCCUUCCGGCAGUCCCUGACGUCUCAUAUAUGUUGCUCAGAUCUUCGAGUCGUACACAAGCAAAUAAAUAUCGGGCUAACCGGCGGCUCAUGGCCGGGACAGACGAACAUGCGAGGCACACCAUGGUGA